GGCUGGGCUGGGCCGGGCUGGGCCGGCGGCGGGCGUGGGGCUGGCGGGAGCGGCUGCCCGGCGCGGUGCCCCGGCCCGGGGUGAGCAUGGUGCCCUAGUGCUGGGGCUAUGUCGGAGGCGGCCCGGAGCCUCCUGCAGCGCUGGGGCGCCAGCUUCAGGAAAGGCACCGACUUCGACUCCUGGGGGCAGCUGGUGGAGGCGAUCGACGAGUACCAGAUAUUAGCAAGACAUCUUCAAAAAGAAGCACAGUCUCAGCACAACAGCUCAGAAUUUACAGAAGAUCAAAAGAAAACCAUAGCUAAAAUUGCAACAUGCUUGGAACUGAGAAGUGCAGCUUUACAGUCCACUCAAUCACAGGAUGAAUUUAAGCUUGAGGAUCUGAAGAAGUUGGAACCAAUCUUAAAGAAUAUCCUCACUUACAAUAAGGAGUUCCCCUUUGAUGUUCAACCUGUCCCACUCAGGAAGAUAUUAGCACCAGGAGAAGAGGAGCACUUGGAGUUUGAGGAGGAUGAUGAGGAAGGAGGAGCUGGAGCAGGGUCUCCAGACUCUUUUCCUGCUAGAGUUCCAGGAGUCAAUGAAGGUACUUUAUUACCCAGAUUGCCAUCUGAACCCGGGAUGACAUUACUCACCAUCAACAUAGAGAAAAUUGGUCUGAAAGAUGCUGGGCAGUGCAUUGAUCCUUACAUCACAGUCAGUGUAAAGGAUUUGAAUGGAAUAGACCUGACUCCUGUACAAGAUACUCCUGUGGCUUUGAGGAAAGAGGACACGUAUGUCCAUUUUAAUGUGGACAUCGAGAUUCAGAAACAUGUUGAAAAGCUAACAAAAGGUGCAGCUAUUUUCUUUGAAUUCAAACACUACAAGCCUAAGAAAAGGUUUACUAGCACCAAGUGCUUUGCUUUCAUGGAGAUGGAUGAAAUUAAACCUGGGGCAAUUGUUAUAGAACUGUACAAAAAGCCCACUGACUUUAAAAGGAAGAAAUUGCAACUGUUGACCAAGAAACCACUUUACCUUCACCUCCAUCAAACAUUGCACAAGGAAUGACCCUAUUUGUGAGACUUCUGUGAACUGAACCACAAGUCAUGGUAGCUGUGUGUAGUAGCCUUAGGCUUCGAAGGGCAGGAAAAUGACUGUACUCAUGCCAGUAGGUCAAACGGGACCAUCACAUACUGCACAGCACUACUUCAGGGUCAGAGGCAAACCUACCACCCAAGUGCAAAGUUUUUCAGUACCUUCCAGAUGCAGGUUUUUCUGAGAGCCCUGAAAUAUUUUUGACUGCUUUUCCCAGUUUUGCUGUUCGUCACCUUUAUCUUAACCAUUAUUAUCCUUUUGCCUCAAACUCCACCAUAGGUCGGAGACUGCCCUUUUGCCAGACCUGUAGCAAUAAAGAUGUGGCAGGCCUACUAACCUGUUUACACUUGCUGUGCUAUUGUAGUUCCUCUCAUCUGCAUUUCAGAGUCCUGGGUAGCAGGCUGGGUGGCAGGAGAGCAGGAGAGAGAGAAGGUGGGGAGGGAAGAGCUUGAGCUGCUGGAAGUGACGGUGAGGUGAGUGGGAGGAGGAUGGGUCAAGUGAGGUGGCCGCAGAAGAGCUCCUCGGCCGGCUGGUGUGCUUUGCUUGGGCCAGGAAGAGGACGACUGCAGAUGAGAAAACUGAGCUAUGAUUUGAACAGCUGAAUCCUAGUUCUUAGCCUUGCCUGAUCCACUCUUCCCAAGUUUUGGACGCACUACGUAUCGCAGUCCUUUAAAUCGCAGUUAUUCCCUAGAGCCGAUUUUUCUAUAUCUUGUCACAGAAUGAUUUGUGAAGAUGGGUGGGGAAGGAGAAAGGCUUUCUUCGAGGCUUCAUCCUCACAGCAGUGGGUAUUUCUCCGUUCCAGAGGUAGCAGGAUGGGCCCCUCAGUGUUCAACAGUCAAUUUUCCAGAGCUUUUGUUGAAGUAGAUCUGGCUAGCGGGUUGGAACCCCACUCCCCCCCUUUUACAAGAAACUGCUGUUCUUAUGGAAACUGAUUGUAUGCAGUUUUCUGCAUAUGCUGUGCGAGUCUGGAAACUUACUCCAAAAAUCACCUUUUUAUGUAAGUAGAUAGGAUUAUCAUUUAUUUUCUAUAUUUUUUGAUGCAGUGUGUGAUUAAGCUGCAGGACAUUGGCUUAUUAUGACACACUUGCAUUCACCUUUUGACCUAAUAAAUGGACAGAAGUAGGCCCCAGUCAAAUCUUUCAUAUAUUUAAUACAAUACUUUAAUGUUUGAUAUACUUCUUACGUACCUAACUAGUGCCUAACUACUCUGCUAUGCUAACAGAAGACCCAGCUCCCCAGCUGGUGCCAAACACGAGGUUUAUUUCAGGCAGUCUGGAUGCAGGUGUCUCACCAGUUCUUUUUCUCUGUCCUGUAGCCCCGAGAUGUUGUGGUAUGCUUUACAGGGACAGGAUGUUACUUUUCCUUGUCUGUGUAGACAGCUCUUCAACAUAUUAUGAGGAUAAGAAGCUAUUUUUGAAUGUGCUGAUUUCUUUUUUCCUCACCUUCCUUCCAUUCUGGCUUAGGUAGGGAUAAAUUUUCCUAACUUCUCACUGAGUAACUGAUCGGCUAUUAUUACAAAAGCCAGCAGCGCUUCUUCAAGUACUACCAGUAGUUGGAGGUGGUUGUUUUUCUCUUAAAGGAAGAAAAAGUGCAAUUGAAUUUUCCUGUUUACGGGUCUUCACAAUGCCCCAGUGGUGUUACGCCGUGAUAACAUCUGGAUAUCAAGCCCUGGAAAAGAUCUCCCUGUGAGUUGCAGAAUACCUCUGAAUGAAGCAUUCUAAAUACCACACAAAAGGAGGAUGCCUAAGUUUUCUUUUCUUUUUUAAAUCCUUCAAAUUCUGCUAAAGGAUAGAGCAGAGGCAUUAGUUAGCUUCUAUGGCUGCAAAUAAAUCUGGGUUAGGGCAAUAGCUGGGUUAAUUGCCAACUCUCCUUGGCUGGCUCAGGUCUCUUUCUGAUUAGGAAAUGAGAGUGCCAAGCCUUCGAGUCUCACGCUGCAGGCCCCAGCUCUGGCUCUGUCCCUGCCAUCCUCUUGCUUCUUCUGGCGCCAUUCAAUGCCCAGUGAAAGCACUGAAGUAAGUUAUAUGUGAUUGCCUGUGACUGACAGCACGGCCUCCUGGUGCUCCCAGAGGAUGAUUCCUUCCGGCUUUGUCUUAACUCACUGGGUGAGGAAGGGAAGAGACAUUAAGCAUCACAAAGCUUGGUGUUGGGAAGAUCCUGACUCUUACAUAUUGCUCACAUGUAUGUAAUUACCCGCUAUUCAAAUUGAAUGUUCUCACUUAACGUUUCAAACCCAUUGUUUCAGCUGCUUACCUUGACUCCUCUCCAGCUUGUACGUGUCUGUAUUAACUCCAGUUAUAGGAAAUGUCAACUUUGAAGUGUUUUUGUUAAAUACACAAGUAGAGCUUUGUAUUUAACUAAUUGUGAAUUAAUGGCUGUAGAGUGUGAGAUGCCAUUUUUGAAGUUGCUUUUUUUCCUCCUGUGAACUGUCUUUCAUGGAAAGGACUACUACCCCUCACACCACGAGCUCCUACUUGUAUUAUUUUAUGCGUUAGUGAUGUUCUACCUAUCUUGUCCUUCAUCUUAAACCUGAAGCUUAUUACUUGUACUGUAAGACUGUGUAACACCUACAUGGCAAGUUUAAUGGCUGCUUGUACUCUGGCAGUAAAGCUGUAAUGGCCUUCAUUAGA
This is a messenger RNA of Tympanuchus pallidicinctus (lesser prairie-chicken), 3695 nucleotides long. RefSeq names its product axin interactor, dorsalization associated (gene AIDA). Gene Ontology annotation, cellular component: membrane. The record is from RefSeq and is a predicted model, not a curated record. The transcript has 11 exons. NCBI's taxonomy places the organism in Eukaryota, Metazoa, Chordata, Aves, Galliformes, Phasianidae. The coding region runs from base 109 to 1041 and encodes 310 amino acids. Gene Ontology annotation, biological process: determination of ventral identity. Gene Ontology annotation, molecular function: phosphatidylinositol binding.